Striga asiatica is the source of this 1601-nucleotide messenger RNA. NCBI's taxonomy places the organism in Eukaryota, Viridiplantae, Streptophyta, Magnoliopsida, Lamiales, Orobanchaceae. The record is from the annotation of a GenBank genome assembly.
UUUUUCCUCAAUUCCUCUCCAACAAAAUCCCUACAAACAAAAUAAAAUUAUUUUAAACCACCUUCCUUCCCCUCCCUCUCCCUUCCUUAAAAUCCCUCCCCUCCCUUCCACUACAUUGAACAACACAGACCCUUAAAUGAUUAAAUCCAAUCACUUCAUCGAAUUUGGAAAUGGAAGAACGGCCCCGUAAAACCAACGGCCGCCACUCGGAGGAAGCGUUCUUCCGAUGCGCCGGCGUAGUCCUCCCGUACCUUACCCCCGCCGAGCUAGCCUCUGUUUCCCAAACCUGCAAAGUCCUUCACCAAAUCUCCCAACUCGUGACAUCGCGAAGAAUCUGCGACGCCUCCAGAGGGUUCGAAAACCUUCCGAUCCCAUUCCUCAACCCCAUCGCCGGCGACUCACAGCCCUACUCCUCCUUCCUCUACGCACCCACCCAAAUCCUCCGCCUAGGCCCAGAUUCCCGCCAGUCCUGGGGCUACGACGGCGAUGCCAGGUUACUCGGGGAACAUAGUCGGGCCGACCCGUUCCUGUUCCUGGUCGGCGGCGCCACUGGUUGCGAAUGCAAAUCGGACUGCGGCGACGGUUGUCCAUGCUUGGAUUCCGGCGGAUUUUCGCUGACCAGGGAAUGCGGGCCGAUCUGCGAGUGUGACUCGGCUUGUGGGAAUCGGGCGACUCAGUUAGGGUUGUCAGUGAAGUUGAAGAUAGUGAAAGAUGAGAAGAAAGGGUGGGGAUUGUUUGCGGAUCAGCUGAUUCCUUGUGGGCAGUUCAUCUGCGAGUAUACAGGCGAACUUCUGUCGACAGAGGAAGCAAGACAGAGGCAGGACACAUACGACAAACUCAAACCAAACGGGCAUUUAACGCCUGCCCUUCUUGUCGUGAAAGAGCACCUUCCUUCAGGAAAUGUGUGCAUGAGAAUCAACAUUGACGCCACACGAGCUGGAAAUGUGGCUCGGUUUAUCAACCACUCGUGUGAAGGUGGAAAUCUCGACACAAAGAUUGUGAGGAGCUCGGGAGCUUUACUCCCCCGUGUGUGCUUCUUCUCGUCUAGAGAUAUUCCGAAAGGUGAGGAGCUUACUUUUAGCUAUGGGGAUGUCCGGGUGAAGCUGGAUGGCCGUCCUUGCUUUUGUGGCAGUGUUCGUUGUGCUGGGAUACUGCCUUCCGAACAUACUUGAUCAUGGAGAGGUGAAGGUGAGGAAAGAAAUAAGAGCAUCUUUAAGGGCAACUUUAGCAAGGGGGGUUUGGCAUGAGGUUUACAAACCCACUCCUACAGGUUUUAGGCUUUACGGUUUGAGGCUUAUGUUUUUACACAAGAUUUGCAAAUUCAAACCCAUCAUAAAUCUCAAUAAAAGAAUAUUGUAAUAUAAAUUUAAUUGGUAAAAAUGUAGGUUGCACUUCACUUUCUAUGGGUAAAUGAAGAGGCGUAAAUAAUUAGGUGUGCCAGGGCGUUAGGUGAAACGCACUUCCUAGGUGCGUGAAUUCAUUUCAAGAUUUUGUCCUAACAACGGGCAGAGUAGGUAAGAGAAAGGUAAAAUGCGGUAAAAAGGUGUAGGUAAAAGUAACCUAUGCACGAUAUUCAAGGCGAAAAAUUCCUUUCUCCCGCC